ACAAAAAUGGCUUCACUUUCUUCCCCAUGCAAGUCAUUCACCUUCUCCUCUACCAGCUCGUCCUCUUCAUCUCCCUUCCCAAAACCCUCUCAGCUUUGCUUACAUUCCGCAAAGCGUAGCCACCACCACUUGAAGGUCUCCUGCACCGCCGCAGACGGCGGCGAAUCCCAGCCCAAACUCGACAGAAGAGACGUCAUUCUUGGGUUGGGAGGCCUCUACGGCGGCGCUAGCCUCGUGACGACUCCACUGGCCGCCGUUGCAGAUCCCAUUCAGGCGCCGGAUAUCUCCAAAUGCGUCGUCCCUCCGGCGGACUUGCCGGCCGGCGCGGUUGUAGACAACUGCUGCCCCCCGGCGGCCGCCAACAUUGUGGACUACAAAGUCCCGUAUACCAGCCCCGCCGCCAUGAGAGUCCGCCCCGCAGCUCACCGCAUGGACAAGGACAAAGCCUACGCCGCCAAGUUCGAGAAAGCCAUCGAGCUAAUGAAGGCCUUGCCGGCCGACGACCCGCGCAACUUUUACCAACAAGCAAACGUCCAUUGUGCUUACUGUGACGGCGGCUACGUCCAAGUGGGGUUCCCGGACAAGGAAAUCCAAGUCCACAAUUCCUGGCUCUUCUUCCCUUUCCACAGAUGGUACUUGUAUUUCUACGAGAGAAUCAUGGGAAAAUUGAUCGGUGAUCCCACUUUUGCCUUGCCGUUCUGGAACUGGGACACCCCGGAGGGAAUGGUGAUUCCGUCCGUUUUCACUAACCCCAACUCCUCUCUCUACGACGAGAAUCGCAACAAGUCUCACCUUCCACCCGCCGUCGUCGACCUUGGCUACGACGGCAAGGACACACCUGCGACCGACCAAGAAACAAUUUCCAACAACCUUCUCUUGAUGUACAAGAACAUGGUCACAAACGCCGGCACCGCCGAAAUGUUCCUCGGAAAGCCCUAUAGAGCCGGAGACGCCCCUAAUAGUAACAAAGAGGGCAUGGGCCCUGGUUCCAUCGAGACUGUCCCGCACAUUCCUAUCCACAGAUGGGUGGGCGACGUUGAACCAAGAACCAAAAACGGAGAGGACAUGGGGAACUUAUACUCCGCCGGCCGUGACGUCUUGUUCUACUGCCACCACUCAAACGUCGACCGCAUGUGGACCAUUUGGCAACAGCUCGGCGGCCCUGGUAAGGGGCGGAGGAGGGGGAGAGACUUCACCCACAAAGAUUGGCUGGACGCCACCUUCCUCUUCUUCGACGAGAACGCCCAAGCCGUGCGCGUCCGAGUGGGCGACGCUUUGGAUAACCACAAAAUGGGGUACAAGUACGAGUAUACAAAGUUACCAUGGCUGGACAGCAAGCCUGUUCCUUCUAAGAAGACAGCAGGUUUGGCGGCGAAGUCCACCGCUCCGUUCGUGACGAGCGUGUUCCCGGUGACGCUGGACAAGGUGGUGCAAGUGAAGGUGGCGAGGCCGAGGAAAUCCCGGAGCAAGGAAGAGAAGGAAGCGGAAGAGGAAAUCUUGUUGAUUGAAGGUAUUGAGGUGGCGAUGGACGAGUAUGCCAAGUUUGACGUGUAUCUGAAUGACGAGGAUGAGCCUGGGGCCGGGAAAUUGAAGGCUGAGUACGCCGGGAGCUUUGCGAGCUUGCCGCACAAGCAAAAGGGGUCGAAGAAGAUCAGAGCCAGUCUGAGCUUGGGUCUGAACGAGCCCUUGGAGGACUUGGGCGCCGAGGACGACGAUGCAGUGCUGGUCACUUUGGCACCAAAGGUCGGUGGAGGCGUCGUUACGGUUGAAAACAUUAAGAUCGUCUGCGGUUCUUAGGCCCACCGCCGCCGCCUAUUUCCUAUGUGGCAACUUUAUCUCGUCCGAAUAAUUGUCACGUCACUUGUGUUUUGUUCUUGUGUUGUGUUGUGUUUUUGUUUAAUUCUUCCUGUUUGCACCUCUUUCACUUGGGCUUACUAUGACCAUAUUAUUAAAGUGCAACAUGUUAUUUGGUUAUGGAGCAAUUUUAAUUUGUUUGAGUUUCACA
This is a messenger RNA of Ipomoea triloba (trilobed morning glory), 2005 nucleotides long. RefSeq names its product polyphenol oxidase I, chloroplastic-like. NCBI's taxonomy places the organism in Eukaryota, Viridiplantae, Streptophyta, Magnoliopsida, Solanales, Convolvulaceae. The transcript has 3 exons. Gene Ontology annotation, biological process: pigment biosynthetic process. Gene Ontology annotation, molecular function: catechol oxidase activity. Bases 7 to 1797 code for a protein of 596 amino acids. The record is from RefSeq and is a predicted model, not a curated record.